Folsomia candida is the source of this 1560-nucleotide messenger RNA. RefSeq lists its product as uncharacterized. NCBI's taxonomy places the organism in Eukaryota, Metazoa, Arthropoda, Collembola, Entomobryomorpha, Isotomidae. The coding region runs from base 132 to 1379 and encodes 415 amino acids. The record is from RefSeq and is a predicted model, not a curated record. The transcript is spliced from 5 exons.
AAUAAUUUCUGUUGCAUGAAUUAGAUUAUUAAAUUUCGUAGAAUUAAUUUACUGAUGUGUUUGUUUAAAACCGCCAAAACUUUUGUUUCGCGUUGGCGGGCAACGUUACGUAAUUAAAAAGCCGUGACAAAAUGGAGUACUUGGACCUAAAUCUUCGCCAAAUUAAUGUACCAGGUUUUAACGAGGUUUGCGACCGAGAGUUUGAAAAUUGGAUGAAUAAAUUGCUCAAAUCAGAUAUUUCGGAAGCCUCCAAAGAACAGUUCAGCAUGUCUCAGUUUGUGGGUGAUAUUUCAAAAGUUGUGAAUGGUUCCUUGCGGUCCUGGAAAUUGAUGAGCAACAAACAUGGGUCAAUGCGCCUCGCCGAUUUUUUGGAGAGACACAAUUUACCGGAAAUUGCAGAAUACGUGAAAAAAUGCACGAUACAGGAUGGAGAUUGUGCGCACACCCUGGUGGAAAACCAUCCACUGAUGCCCUCAAAACCAAAUCCAUGCGCAGAAGAAGAAUCCAGGCAAGCCCGGAACCUCCAUAAUUUUAAGGACAUCGUCAAGAAUUUCAUAGCAAUGAAUUCUUUUCCCAUCAUCGUAAUUCUGUUACUGACACUACCCACCGGUUUUGUUACUGCAUUUAUGGCAGGGUAUCAUAUGGCUCAAUCCUCCACUGCUCCUCUUGCACUAUUAACACUGCCAAACUACGAAUUUUUUACAACUUUACCCAUUCCGUCUAGCAGUCCAGCCACAGAAAGAGGUUAUCCCAUCGUAUCUUCGUCGUAUCCCUGCAUCAUAAAAGGCAUACUUUCCUAUGGCGGAGUACACCCUGACGUAAACCCUAAGCAUUCCCACACCUUAGAUUUCUCCCAAGAUACCGCAAACUUUUGUGCACAAACAGAUAUUUUGGCAAUCGUACGAAUGGAUGACGCCAAACAUUCGAAGCAUCCAUCCAUCGUUUUCCAAUGCCCAGAAAACGUGGUUGGGCUAGAGGUCAGUGGUCAAAUCCAGUGGAAAUUUUUGCUUGACUUGGUGCGCAAAUUUUGCAAUUUGCGAAAAAUAUCUUUCGUUGGAAGCGAUGUUUGCCAAUCUAGCACUGAAGAUAUUGUAGAUGGUGCGCUGGCGUACCCUAUUACCCACUUAAGUUUUAAGGCUUUCACCGCAUGCAGUAACUUAUUUGACAAGGUGACCAAAUAUUUUAUGUCACAUGUCCUAAAAGUGAUAACGUUUUCCUGCGUGCAAUUCGAAAAUAGUGGGAUACAAAGUUUGCAAAACUUGAUUGAUACUUUUCCCACGGUUUCAACGGUGCAGUGUUCAAAUAGCAAUAAUUGUAUCGGUUUCAAAGCGAAGAUUCCGAAACAUACUAUGCUGAGGAUGAAGUAUGAAAAAUGCUAAGUACUCAGGCCAUAGUGUUUACAUGUUAAGCUACCCUUGCGCAUAUGAUAAUUGUAAGAACUUAUGUAAAAUAAAUUUUGGUCAAUAAAACUGUAAAGUUUUUAAAGUCUAGUCCUCGUCAGCGUUUAAAAAUUAUUUAAAAAUUAAUUUUAGUUCAGUUGUUGGACAUUAUUGGACAUUA